Leucoraja erinaceus (little skate) is the source of this 3522-nucleotide messenger RNA. RefSeq names its product golgin subfamily A member 6-like protein 2. The coding region runs from base 1398 to 2684 and encodes 428 amino acids. The transcript is spliced from 13 exons. The record is from RefSeq and is a predicted model, not a curated record. Lineage: Eukaryota; Metazoa; Chordata; Chondrichthyes; Rajiformes; Rajidae.
GUGAGUGAAUGUGUGUCUGAGUGUGUGUGUGUUAGUGGUAGGGUGAAUUUUGUAAAUGCACUGUUAAAACAUUAGAUCUGUUGAACUUGUUAACAGAGUAUACACUUGGUGACCUGUUUCCAAAUGUUUGUGUUAGCUUAAUAAUACUAUUAACAAUUCCAGCCACAGUAGCUUCUGCAGAGAGGUCAUUUAGCAACCUCAAGCUGACUAAAAUUAUUUAAGGUCUACAAUUAAGGUCUACAAAGCGAAUGGUAUGUUAGCAUUCAUAGCAAAAGGAUUUGAGUAUAGGAGUAUAGAGAGGUUCUACUGUAGUUGUACAGGGUCUUGGUGAGACCACACCUGGAGUAUUGCGUACAGGUUUGGUCUCCUAAUCUGAGGAAAGCCAUUCUUGCCAUAGAGGGAGUACAGAGAAGGUUCAGCAGACUGAUUCCAGGGAUGUCAGGAUUGAGGGGGGGUCUUAUAGAAACUUACAAAAUUCUUAAGGGGUUGGACAGGCUAGAUGCAGGAAGAUUGUUCCCGAUGUUGGGGAAGUCCAGGACAAGGGGUCACAGUUAAGGAUCAGGGGGAAAUCUUUUAGGACCGAGAUGAAAAAAACAUUUUUUUACACAAAGAGUGGUGAAUCUGUGGAAUUCUCUGCCACCGAAGGUAGUUGAGGCCAGUUCAUUGGCUAUAUUUAAGAGGGAGUUAGAUGUGGCCCUUGUGGCUAAAAGGAUCAGGGGGUAUGGAGAGAAGGCAGGUACAGGAUACUGAGUUGGAUGAUCAGCCUCGAAGGGCCGAAUGACCUACUCCUGCACCUAUUUUCUAUGUUUCUACAAUGUCUCAGAAAUGCCUUGUGGAUUUAGCCAGGCUAAGUAUUGAAUCAAUCAUUGCCAGAACAAUAACGUUUUGUGCUGUGAUCGGAAUUUUUCACAAAAAAAGGCCAGGAAAGCUCUUUAAUUAAAGUAAAUAAUUAUGUCAUUUCAAGAUCUGAUCUGCUUAGAAAUACAGAUUUUUUUUGUGUGAAUUCUUCCUCCUUAUCAGUAUUGUAGCAUAAAAAAAGAUGUUCAAAACAAAUGUGCAUUCUUCUUUCUGAUCAUUUUAUUUUAUUUAUAUUCAUCAUGGAGGGAGUAUAGGAGCAUGAGGCCUGAAAUGCAGAAAAUCAACAGAGCGCUCCAUUCCACCCCUCUCUCAUCUUCUAUACCCCUUUUUGCCUUUCAGGCUACAGCUCAUGGCGUAAACCGGCAGUGGAUACAAACAGUGGAUACAAACAUACUAAUGGAGAAGGGACAGGGCCCGAAAGAAACUUUGUACCCACUGAUAAAAUUCCUCUUAGAGGCCCCGUGUACAAGCACACCCAGGUCUCGUUGCACCUCCCUUUUUCCUAAUCUGAUGCUAUUCAGCCACUUUAAAUUACAAUCAUGUGGAGGUGCAUUUGUGGAAUUGAAGAGUCCCUUGCAUCAUCAGAGGCACUGAGCUGCAGGUCUACUACAGGUAAGUAUUUGGUGGCUGGUUUAUCUGAGCAGCUGGCUCAGUAUGGACAGCUGGUAGUGCAGCUCAUAGACCAAUAUCCGGACAAAGAGACCCAGCUACAAGUGAGAGAUGAACACCUUAAGUUACUGGAAGACCUCAAGGUAAAACUCUGUGAAAACGAAGAAGCAUUAUUGGAAAAGACGCAACUUGUCGAUGUGUUGCAGAAAAAGCUUAAUAGGAAUAAUCGGGAUCUAGCGUUGCUGGAAGACUUCAACAAAAAACUCUGGGAAAGGGAAGAGGAACUGCGAGAAACAACAGAACACGUGAAAGUACUGCAGACAAAGCUGGAAAGGAAGAAUUGUGUGAUAAUGGAGUUAGUUGAAGAUGUAAGAAAGCUUGAAGAUAAGAAUGAGGACCUGGACAACCAGUAUUACGCCGAAGAUUACGCCAGCCAUAUCAAGAUCUGUGGUUUGAGGGCGACCCAUAAAGCUGAAUUAACAAAUCUCAAAGAACAAGUGACGCUUCUGUAUCAAGAGGCUGCAAGAUCAGAGGAAAGUUCUUUGUCAAUGGAAGCCUCAUACCUGUCUAAAAUCGGCCAGAUCCAAGAGGAGCUGGACAAUGUACAGCUUGUUUCUGCUCAGAAGCUUCUGCUGGAGCACAAAGAUGCGGAGAUUGAUUAUGAAGAGGAGGACGACCAGUUAUACCUAAAAGUGAACUGGCCACAAUACGUCGAGGCACAAAAUGAGAAGCUUCAAAAAAUAUUGGAAACAUAUGAAGAGCAAUACCAGAACAUGCAAAUAAGUGAAUCUGAAUCUGCAGAGGAACUGGUGAAGUGGCAAGAAACGGAUUAUAAACCAACAACGAGCCAUGACAACAAUGAGUGGACUGUGAUGGAAUUAAAGAUGAAUCAAGUUGAAGAAAAAAAAGAAGAUUUGAUCUCAGAACUGCAGGAGCUAGAGGAGGAAGUGGGGGAUCUUCAGAUACAAGGACAGGGUCAAGGAUGGACAACGCAGGCCACAGCUGGCCAAAAGCUUAUGGAAAAGGAAGAACUGGAAAGCAUGCAACAAUCAACACAGCAGGAGCGCAGAGAGCAAGAUCCGUCCUGCAAGAAUGAAUUGGCUGAGCUAAGACAUGUCAGACCAGCGCUAGGAAGCAAACCAUUGAAAACGAAACAUACGAGGAAUAUGAGGAGGCUUUUGAGAAUGACUCAAUUGAAAAGGUGGUGGUGGCACUGAAGGUGUGUAUUGACAAUCAAUUCAUCGUUUUCUAGUUGUAGUCUAAUUUUCUGAUGUUUUACACUGCAUCGUGCCCCUAACACCCCACCCCAGUGACCAGGGCAACUCUGGAAAACCUGCUUCCAUGUACAUACUAACUAAUAUAUAGGAUACAUAGUACAUCGGUUUGGAGUGGGUGAUUCAGGCAUCAACACAGAAAACCUGGCCUGGUUUCAUUGUCCAGCCUCGAGGUCUGCACGUGGUGCCCCUCCCAUCACCCAGCAACAACUCCUCUCCUGCGAGACAUGAGGUGUUUGAGUUACUCUCAUGUCGCACUCACGCAAAUCGGUUUUCAAAUGCAUAUCUCUAAUCUCCCUGUUUCGGUAUGAAACAGUGCAGUGAAUACAGGCCAAGGUGUAAGCCAAAUCUCAAAAUGAAUGCAAUAAAUUUAGUUAUCUCAUCUUAACCAACAGAAAUUCUUAAAUGUAGAGACACCUUUCUAGGAAUACAGAGAGCAGGAAAAAAACAGCUGAUGAAGGUUUAUCUUUCCCCACCUUCAGCUUGCUGUAUAGUGUAAGAAUGGAUACGUCACCCAUCACCAAGGAAUCCAAGACUAACCAUGGAAGUACUGUCAUUUUCUGAUUGACUGUGACAGAGGAUUGUUUAGAAUCUAGACUUCCUGUCCAAUAGUUCACCAAGGAAUCUACAUUGCUUGUUUGCUCAUAGAAUAGUGCAUUCAUUUGGACCAUAGUAUUGAAGCCGCUGCCACCCAUUCGUACAUUAUAAUGCGGAUCUUUAUAACAUGAUAAGUAAAAACAAAUCUUCACAUCUGUACCUUGGCAUUUUACUAAUUAGUUUA